AUGGACUGUUCAUUUAAGCUGGGCACUUGUGUCGCCGAUUUCAAGCAACAUGCGAGCGUUCUACCAUACCAAGCAACAGACUACAACCUUCGGCAAGUGCCCAAGAUGGGCGGUUGCGACUCGAAAGCUUCAAAAGGCAGCACCUCGAAGCCCAAAGCGAAGCCGAGGCAGGUGAAGAAGAAAGACCUCAAUCCAGCAGACUAUGUUUUCUCCAAGCAAACGGAUGCCGUCCUCAUCAGGAAGGAGGGCACUAUCGAUGGGGAGCAAUUCAACCUUGAGGAAUGCAAGAACUGUGACAUCUUUCUUCUUGACACAAUUGCCACGAGCUUUGUUGACGAUUGCCACAACUGCCGAGUCUUCAUCGGCCCGGUGGAGACGAGUGUCUUCAUCCGCAACUGCACCAGCUGCAGCUUUGUGAUUGCCUGUCAACAGUAUCGCUGCAGAGAUUGUCAAGACUGCAAACUCUCGCUGUACUGUGGGACAGAGCCAAUCAUCGAAAGCAGCCAAAACAUGCAAUUCGCUUGCUUUGACUUUAACUAUUUUUCUCUGCGCGGCCAAAUGGCGCGGGCUGGACUGAAACCCUGGAACAACAAGUGGUGGAUGGUGUAUGACUUCAACAAGAACGAAGACAAGCCUAACUGGGGGCUCUUGAAUCAGGACGAGGCGAGCAGCCUCCUCCGGCUCGAGGCCUGUGCUGCAGUGGUGACCCCCGAGGAGCUCGAGAACGAGCGUGUGGUGCCCAUUACUUUGGGCAGCCGGCCAUGGCCGACAAAGGAGACCUGUUUCGUUGUUUUUCUGCCGGAUUCAGAGACCCUCGUCGAGGCUUUCCUUUCGAAGGCGACAGCGAAGUGGGCGAUCUGCCGGGCAAGGUCAAUGGUGCUGCAGGAAGAGCAGCUGAAGACGUUUUUUGCUUGGGCCAAAGAGCCGAAGUUGGCCUCAAAAUGCAAGGGCCAGGAGAUGACGGGCAUCCAGGUCUGCGGCCAGGAUGUUCAGAAGCAGGUUCAGGACGCCUUAAAUCUCACGGGAAUGGCCACGGGCGCGAAGAACAUCCGGAUCAUCCCGGAGAAGGAGACUGAAGCCUUGGCCAAAAGCUUCUUCGAAACAUGGAAAGACGAGGUCUGA
Messenger RNA from Symbiodinium sp. CCMP2456, 1122 nucleotides. Lineage: Eukaryota; Dinophyceae; Suessiales; Symbiodiniaceae. The record is from the annotation of a GenBank genome assembly.